UUUAACACCGCCACUUGCCACUCUCUCGUUAGAGCCGGCCCACUUCUCCUUCCUUAAAAUAAACCAGUCCCUCCUUCUUCUUCUUGAAUUUCAACACCCCAAAAAUCAAGAAUUUCAAGCAUCCCUCCCCUGAAAAGAAAAUCAUCAAGAAACUGAACCAAGAAACAGGGUUUCCUGUUUGGUUUCCAAGAAAAUAAAAAAAUGGAUAGGCUCAUUAGCUUAGAGCCUUCAAACCUUGUAGCAAUCAGAAUCGAGCCAGGCCAGAAAUGCAGUGGAGAACUAACUCUUCGAAACGUUAUGUACACUAUGCCUGUAGCUUUCAGAAUUCAAGCCAUAAACAGAUCUCGUUAUACUAUAAAGCCACAAUCAGGAAUCAUUUCUCCUUUAGCUACUGUAACCUUAGAAAUCACUUACCAUAUUCUUCCUGGCUCCUCUAUUCUCCCCGACACGUUUCCAUAUUGUGAGGAUGGGUUUCUCUUACAUAGCGUAGUAGUUCCUGGCGCUUCAAUCAAAGACACCUCAAAUUUCGAUGCAGUGCCUCAAGAUUGGUUUACAGCAAAGAAAAAGCAAGUAUUUAUCGAUAGCGGUAUUAAAAUCAUGUUUGUCGGAUCGCCAAUUCUUGCACAGUUAGUUACAGAUGGAUCCAUGGAUAAAAUACGGGAGGUUCUUGAACGUAGCGACCCAUCUUGGAAUCCGGCGGAUUCCAUGGAUUCCGAUGGUCAAACAUUGCUUCAUAUAGCCAUAUCUCAAAGCCGUCCUGAUAUUGUUCAAUUACUUCUUGAAUUCAAGCCUGACGUUGAACUUCAAAGCCGGUCAGGAUAUACUCCACUUGAAGCAGCUGCUGAAGCUGGCGAGGAUUUGAUCGUUGAGCUGUUAUUAGCUCGUCGAGCUAAUUUACAAAGAUCAGAGACGUCGACGUGGGGUCCAAUCCAUCUUGCAGCCAUUAACGGCCAUUUAGAGGUACUAAGGCUUCUUUUACUUAAAGGAGCUAAUGUGGAUUCAUUAACCAAAGACGGUAACACUGCUUUGCAUUUAGCAGUUGAAGAAGGAAGACGGGAUUGUGCUCGCUUGCUAUUAGCAAAUGGAGCUAAAGCAGAUAUCCGAAACACAAACGAAGGAGAUACUCCAUUACAUAUAGCUGCAAGAAUAGGAGAUGAAAGCAUGGUUAAAUUGUUACUGCAAAAAGGCGCGAACAAAGAUAUUAGAAACAAAAAUUCAAAAACUGCUUAUAAUGUUGCUGUAGAAUAUGGAAACUCUAGUCUUUAUGAUGUGUUGAACUUAGGCGAUUGCUUAUGCGCUGCUGCUAGAAAAGGAGAAGUAAGAAGUAUAAUUAAGUUGAUUGAAAAUGGAGCUUUUAUUAAUGGCCGCGACCAACAUGGAUGGACUGCUUUACACAGAGCAGCGUUUAAAGGCAAAAUCGAAGCCGUACGAGCCUUAAUCGAUAGAGGAAUAGAGAUAAAUGGAAAAGAUGAAGAUGGUUAUACUGCAUUACACUGUGCAGUGGAAUCAGGUCAUGCUGAUGUAAUUGAAUUGUUGGUGAAGAAAGGUGCAGAUGUUGAAGCUAGAACUAAUAAGGGUAUUACUGCUUUACAAAUUGCAGAGUCUUUACAUUAUGUAGGGAUCAUUAGAGUGCUUAUACACAGUGGAGCGGUUAAAGAUGGUGCUUUGCAUACGGUGGCGCCUGUAAAUCUUCCUUUUGGGAAAAACAUGGUGAAGACCCCGGAAGCCGAGAAGGGUACCAAGAAAAGGCCGCCAAGAACAAGAGCUCUUAGAAGUAGCUUUGAUCGAUCAAUGCCUUUAGCUGUGCUUUAGGGAUGGCAAUUUCUUUUUCCCCCUUCCACAUGAUGAAGUGAUGAUCACUUGUUAUUUAGUUUAGAGCUUAAAUUGAUUUUUCCUUUUUCUGUUUUGAGGGUUGAUUAAAGAUUUGUGGAAGAAAGUGUAAACAUUAUAAAAUUAAUGUUCAUUUCUAUAUA
This is a messenger RNA of Jatropha curcas, 1973 nucleotides long. RefSeq names its product protein VAPYRIN. Lineage: Eukaryota; Viridiplantae; Streptophyta; Magnoliopsida; Malpighiales; Euphorbiaceae. The record is from RefSeq and is a predicted model, not a curated record. Gene Ontology annotation, molecular function: protein binding. Gene Ontology annotation, biological process: positive regulation of protein catabolic process; protein ubiquitination.